This is a messenger RNA of Esox lucius (northern pike), 8647 nucleotides long. RefSeq names its product serine/threonine-protein kinase BRSK2. Bases 1653 to 4232 code for a protein of 859 amino acids. The transcript is spliced from 19 exons. NCBI's taxonomy places the organism in Eukaryota, Metazoa, Chordata, Actinopteri, Esociformes, Esocidae. The record is from RefSeq and is a predicted model, not a curated record. Gene Ontology annotation, biological process: protein phosphorylation; intracellular signal transduction; microtubule cytoskeleton organization. Gene Ontology annotation, molecular function: ATP binding; tau-protein kinase activity; protein serine/threonine kinase activity. Gene Ontology annotation, cellular component: cytoplasm.
UUUUCAAAUUGAUUUUCUGGAGUCUGAAUUUGUUAUCGUUUAGUUUAUAUGGCCUAUAUAUAGUUCGAUUGUUUUUAUGGACAAUUAGGGUAAUUCUUCUACAUACGUUCCAGAAUUUAUGUUUUUUUGCCUCUCAUAAAACAUAUUUGAAACAACAUUUUGAAUACAGAUGUCAGUGAGCAGAAGAGAGACAACGGAGAAGCAGACUAGAAAAAGGAUGGGUUAGAGAAGAGAGGAGAGAGGGAGGGGUUGGCUAACGGAACCCGGAUGCUGAUGCUGCCGUAUGGGAUGAGAAAGACGGGAGAGAGAAAAAACAAAACGGGGUUUGCGGCCAGAUGGGAGACUAUCCCGUGACGGAUUGUGAAUGCAGAGACAUUCGACCAACAAUAACAUAUUUUCGAAUCACUUCUGAAGCUACGUCUUUCUGCACAAGGAGUCCGAUGAAGGAUGAAUCUUCAAACAGAGGCGGUAGAAGCGCAAGAACGGAUGUUGUAAUUUAGACGGCGAGGGAGGAGAGUGCUAGGGAGACUGAGGGAGGAGUAGCCUACAACGCUAAAGAUGCUUGUUUUUUUUCUAGAACCACAAUGUAUUGUACCCAUUCAGUCGAGCAUUUUACAUAAUAGAGAAAACGAGCUUUUCUCAAAAGAAAAAAACACCUGCUUUGCCUGAACAGAGACGCAAGGUGAAAUUAUUGACAGACGUUGACUGGGGAAUUCAGAUUGGGAGAAGGCUAGUCGGGUGCGGAUAUAGGGUGGCUGUUUUGACGCGCUGUUCCCCUCUAGUUCCUGAUUCCAGGCCCUGGGAUAAUCCGAAGAGUGCACCGGAUAUUGGGAAAACCACCCCUUUGAGGGUGUAAAAACGGAAUAUUAUAAUAUAGGCUUGAGGAGAAGGCAUACAUAGUCUACAGACCAGAAUAGCGCUGGAGGGAGAAGUAGGCUAUCAUUUCUAACGUAUGUUACAUUAUACGAUUCUUGACAACGAUCCAUUAAGAUGUUAAGGAUCACUGAUGACAGUAGGCUAUAGCGAAUCUAGGCAAUGAGACGCAGAAUUGUGUUAAAUCUUGCCGUUAUAUGGAGCCUUUCUGAUGAAACAGUUUGUGAUAGGUUAUUCAAGCUGCUUACAGCAGUCUAUAAAAUAAUAUUUACAUUAGCUUACAUUUAUUGUAUUGUUGUUGCUGUAGGGUAAUUACUAUAAUACUUGACAUGCAUAAAAACUAUCUGGACUUCUCCAAUAUGCACCGGUGAAUAUCGCCCUACGGAUUUCCCUCUUCCACUUUGUAACAUCUCCUUUUUUUUUAUUCCUGCUUAAUCAAUGCUAAUUUUUUCGAUUUACCAUAAGCUAUUUGGGAAGCGCAUUCACGUUCGUUGAUAAUAAUCAAGCUGAGGUUGAAUUUCUAUAACUGAAAAUAUAUGCAAUAGCCGCAUUGAGAACAAGGCAAGUGCAUGGGAGUAGCCAAGUCGAGACUAGGCCCCGAAAUUGCCAUCACGAUUUCAACCGCUCUCUAUCCCUCCCGGUGACAACAUCGUUAAGCGUCUGUAAUGUCUUUACGGCGGUGUCGUUCUGCCCCGAGGACCGAUAGAUAUCAAUUCCUCUUGAAAAAACAUUGAGUUGAUCUCCUUAUCGCAUAAUUUUGCAUUCAGCGCACGGACAACAUGACUAGCAAGGAGCUGUCCGUAGGUCAGCCUGCCCAAUACGUCGGGCCUUACCGGCUGGAGAAAACGCUUGGGAAGGGGCAGACAGGUUUGGUAAAGCUGGGGGUCCAUUGUAUUACGGGACAGAAGGUGGCCAUAAAGAUUGUGAACCGAGAGAAGCUGUCUGAGUCGGUCCUUAUGAAGGUGGAGAGGGAGAUAGCUAUUCUAAAACUAAUAGAGCACCCUCAUGUAUUGAAGCUGCAUGACGUUUAUGAAAAUAACAAAUACCUGUAUCUGGUGUUGGAGCAUGUCUCCGGUGGAGAGUUAUUCGACUACCUGGUGAAGAAGGGCAGACUGACGCCUAAAGAGGCCAGGAAGUUCUUCAGACAGAUUAUCUCAGCCCUGGAUUUCUGCCACAGCCACUCUAUAUGUCAUAGAGACCUGAAGCCUGAGAACCUGCUCCUGGAUGAGAAGAACAACAUCCGCAUUGCUGACUUCGGCAUGGCCUCCCUGCAGGUGGGGGACAGCCUGCUAGAGACUAGCUGUGGAUCUCCACACUAUGCAUGUCCUGAAGUGAUACGGGGGGAGAAGUAUGAUGGCCGCAGGGCUGAUGUCUGGAGCUGUGGUGUCAUCCUCUUUGCACUGUUGGUGGGAGCGCUGCCCUUUGACCAUGAUAACCUCCGUCAGCUCCUUGAGAAGGUGAAGAGCGGAGUGUUCCAUAUGCCUCACUUCAUCCCCCCAGACUGCCAGGCCCUGCUCAAAGGCAUGAUCGAGGUUGACCCCGAGAAGAGACUUACGCUAGAAGCAAUACAAAAACACUCCUGGUAUCUUGGCGGUCGUAACGAGCCUUGCCCGGAGCAGCCCCCUCCCAGGCGUGUGUGUGUGAAGAGGAUUGUGUCGCUGACUGAGCUGGACCCCGAUGUACUGGACAGCAUGCAUUCUCUGGGCUGCUUCAGAGACCGGGGCAAACUGACCCAGGACCUGCAGUGUGAAGAAGACAACCAGGAGAAGAUGAUCUACUACCUCCUCUUGGACAGGAAGGAGCGUUACCCUAGCUGUGAGGACGAAGAUCUGCCACCCAGGAACGACAUAGGUCUCCCAGCAGAUCCGCCGAGGAAGCGGGUGGACUCCCCCAUGUUGACCCGUCAUGGCCGCUGCCGGCCGGAGAGAAAGAGUCUGGAGGUGCUGAGUGUGACAGAGCAGGGCUCCCCCACGCCCCCGCGCAGGGCGCUGGACACCUCUGCACACAGUCAGAGGUCUCGAUCGGUCAGCGGAGCGUCUACAGGGCUUUCUUCCAGCCCCCUCAGUAGUCCCAGGAGCCCAGUAUUCACAUUCAGCCGAUCCGACGUCACCUCCGCCUCCAACACCCAACCCAAAGACCCUAAACCAGGAAGUGCCACCACCCACCGGCCGUCCGAACGGUCGACCGUGCCCGACCCCAAAACCCAGACCCUGCCCUCCAAAGGGCCGUGCGAUCGCCCCCCACUCCAGUCCAUGAAGUCACUCCCUCUCCAAACUCCGCCUUCUCCGUCCCCCUCUCCCAUUCUCUCCCCCAUCCCUCGCUUCUUCUUCCCCACCCCGUCCGUCCUCAAGUCGGUCACUAAGAGCAUCUAUCCUAACUCUACCCCUGUGCCGCAGGUCACCCCUCAGGGGUCUCCGCUCCCCACCCCCCUGGGCACCCCCGUCCACCACCCCCAGCACCCCCCGCCCACCCCCCCCUCUUCCUCUUCCUCAUCCUCCUCCUCACGGGCGGAGGGAGGCGGUGGGGGUGUAGGCGGGGGCGGAUCUCUCUCCCUAACCCCACCCUCCAGCCCCGGGGGCAGCGGGGGGAUGGCCGCCAGUAGCUCCGCCCACUGGAGGACACGCCUCAACUCCUUCAAGAACAACCUGCUGGGAUCGCCACGUUUCCACCGACGCAAACUCCAGGUUCCAACAUCAGAGGACAUGUCCAGUCUAACUCCAGAGUCGAGCCCAGAGCUGGCCAAGAAGUCGUGGUUUGGGAACUUCAUCAGUCUGGAAAAGGAGGAACAGAUAUUUGUUGUCAUUAGAGACAAACCACUGAGCUCCAUCAAAGCUGAUAUAGUCCAUGCCUUCUUGUCUAUUCCAUCCCUGAGUCACAGCGUUAUUUCCCAGACCAGCUUCAGAGCAGAGUACAAGUCUUCUGGUGGCCCCUCCGUCUUCCAGAAGCCUGUGAAGUUCCAGGUGGACAUCGCCUUCUCUGAGGGGGAGAGGGAGAGGGAGAGGGAACGGGCCGAGAGAGAAGGAAAGAGGGAGAAUGGCAUCUACAGCGUGACGUUCAGUCUCAUAUCAGGUCCAAGUCGCCGGUUCAAGAGAGUGGUGGAGACGAUUCAAGCCCAGCUACUCAGUACUCACGAUCAGCCCUCUGUGCAGGCACUGGCUGAUGAGAAGAACGGGCAGCUUACCGCGCGUCCACCCAGCACCCCGACCCGGCAAAACUCCCGACGUUCGGAAGGAGGCGGGGACCGUGGUGAGCGAGCUGAAGUAGCGAUAGGAGGCAGCGGGAGCGUGCUACAGAGAAAGGGCUCGGGCAAAGACAAGACCAGACUCCUGUCCUCCAACGGCACACAGUCACAGCCCUGAGGGAACAUUCUGGAAACAGGAUAGGGCAUAGAGAAAUCCCAUAGGACAACACAGGCAACCCCGUCAAACACCCAAACACCCAAACAAAAAGACAGACCCCCACCGACAACCAUUACCACCAUCACCGCUAUCAUGUCACAACUAUGAACCACCAUCGCCAUCGCAAACAAACAACCCAUUCAACCUGAAACACGCCUAGCAUCGUUAGCGGGAAAAAAACUUUCUCACCUGUCUACUGAGAAGCCCGGAGAGGACGAGGGCAAACUUCAUUGUAGAUUUUAGAAGAGAUGCUCAGAAGAAUGUCUACAUGUAUAUUCGAAGGUCAGCCCAUCAUGCAACUGUCAUCACCAUGUAGCCCGUUAACAAGUAACACCAUUAUGUAGCCAGUAAACAAGUAAACUUCCCUUGGAUAUGGACAAAGGCUAAACAGAUGUUUUUGGUUAAGUAAUGCGGCCUACAGUUAAUAUGAAUUCAGCACAGAGUAAAUAACUCUUUAUGGAAAUAUUUAGAAAUAAUUUUGUUGAGGCGAAUUAACUUUUAAGUAAAAAUGAAAUACCGUUCAAGUCAAUUUAGUUUAUGUCAAGGAAACAUUGGGCUUUAUCACUGAAUUCUCAUAGAAAGAUUGUAGAUUUAACAAUUUAAAGAUAAUGAUAGAGAAGGAACACAUUAAAAUCCAUGAAGUAAAUCAGAAUGACACUUCCAAAUGCAUCUUUGUUUCUAAGUAGCUCCAAAGAUGUCCAUACAGCUAUCUGAAGAAAAUAAAGACCAGUAUCUCUUUCCAACAAUAACUAGGCAACACACUUGCAGGAUUCCUAAAAUACAAAUAAAGCAAACUCAUGAAAACCAUCUUGCCUUGAAAUGAGGAUAAGCAACAAAUAUCUCAACAGAUAUCACCCAACUCGAACAGCAAAAGCAGACAGGAAGUUGAACAAAGAUACUCCAGAUACUGAGCAGGUAGUACAACAUAGCAUUAGAAUCAUUACAAUCGUUUCAAUUCUAUGAAUGGAAUGAUGAGUUCACUUCAACUCAAUGGAAGAUCAAGGUGGCAUAGUAUACAGGAAGCUUCCUUCAUCAGUGGUGUUCAUUCUAAGAGGACUAGACCAAGGCCUCCACAUCAUCAUUGUCUACGACACCAACCAACCCCUUCCUCCUGUACCUUCCCAAUAUGGCCGACAUGGGGCACAGAAUGAUGAAAAGGCCCUAUACACCUAAACUGACUGGUUCUAACAGGAGGGAGGUGAGGAGGUGGCAAAGCUCAUUUCAUGAUAACAAACAAAAAGACUUUGACUAAAGUGAGACCGAUAAAAACAUUACAACCGCUGCACACUCAUUCCCAGAAGUGGAAACAGACAGACCACACACAAAAAAGAAUGAAAUACAUAAAGUUUUUUUUUUCUUUGGUUUUUGUGAUUUGAGCACAAACGAGUUUGAUGUUUGCCGGCAACAAAAUGGAGGAUAGCGCUAACAAAGUGAAUGUCAAAAACAAACAAAAACUACUGUAAAAGUAUGUAUUUAUUUUAUGUCAUAGAUUUAUUUAAUAUAUAUUUAUUUAUUAAUGUAUUUAUUUGUUGGUUUAUUAAUUUCGAAGCGGUAGAAGGGAAGACAAGGGUGACAAGGGAAGAUUCUGAGAACAACAGAAUGGAAGGUUCUGUUGGAAUAUUAGAACAGCAUGGAAACUGAUUGCUUCAGUGUAAUCCAGAGUUUACCCUCUUCCAGAGCAAAACAGAAGAUUACUUCUUGUUCAUUCAUUCCAAAAUGUUUUUUCGAAAACAAUGCUGCAAAAAUCCUUCCAGCUCCUUUUGAUGUUCCGUCUUUUUUGUUCAUUUGUCUUUGUUUGGUAUAAUGAAGAUGAUUUCACAUUUAAAGAAACUAAAUGAAAAGAACAAAAAAAGGAUAUAUAUGGAUAGAUUUCUGGGAAUUUCUAAGAGGCAGAAAAAUAAGGAAAUCCUCCAUGAAAUAAAUAAUGAGCUCAUAGACACUUGAAAAAGCAGACGAGAGGAGCAAAGGAUGGGGGUUUUCAUCUCCAGUUCCCUUCCUCUUGUAUUCUGCUAGAAUGUUCCUAAAGUGUACAAACAUCUGGGCACAUAAAUACCCUGAAUUAGUGUGUGUGGGGUACCACCCCACUUGCAGAACACGAGCAGUAUUAACACCAACGCACAGACACACACAGGCCCUCCCAAAAACAGAAUCCCACAGUCAGUAACAUACAACAGAAUCAUGUCUAGAAAAAACAAACUAUUAAAACUGGAAUGCACUGUCCUAAAAGGGAGCUGUAAACAAAACAAAUCAACUAGUUUCCUCCUACCCAUGCGUCCCUGGUUACUGCCAUGCCGUCCUAGCCCUCACCCUGUCCUUGGCACGGCCCCCGUACUGACCAACCCUGUACCUCCUGCACAGAGUGUUAAAAGCAAAAGCAGGUUUUGUUCUAGUCGCUCUCCAGACCCUCAUUUAUGACGUCUUGUUGUUUCAUGCCACUGCCAUUUAGCACAUAUAGUCAGUGUCACCCCACUUCACCCUGCCGUGACCACAGCAAAUAAGACUCAGAGCAGCACCAUACAUCCCUGCCAGCCAUCAUCCCACUUCAUACCAAAGUCAACACCUGUUACCGUGACCCAAAUCUGCCCGAGUGGCAAACAGAGUCAUUCUGUAUCUAGGAGACCUCUAGUGCAAUAUCUUUGUCAUUGUUUGUCUGACUACUUUGCAUACUCUGUCUCUGUCCAUAAUGGCUGUACUGUUCAUAUGGAAUAAGAGAGGGACGGAAUCCUCUCUGCUUCUAUGCUUGGGACAAAGCAACAUGACUAUAGUUAAUUGGUGGCUGUAGCUAAACUCUCACUCUAGCUUGGAACCUAUUGCAGGAGCAAUCCUGUUCCCCUUUUCACACUGCGGGAGCGACCCAAAACCACCACUCUGUGCUGGUUUGGAUGUUUUUCUUUUCCAACAUGGUUCCAGGAACUUUGACAGUUGUGUCACCAGGCUGGUCAAGUUCUGCUUGGCUAUGUAGUAUAAAUAGUGCAAUGCAGUUUUGCUUUGGAUCUGGUGGACAGACUCCAAAAGCUCAUGGUCUGUGAAGUUCUGCAUGACACAGCUGGGAAGUAACAUGGACCCAGAGGGAAGGAUGACAGUGAACAGCAUGACUAUAGGUUGCAUCUGUGUUUCACAGAUCAGUAGUGGGAAGAGACAACUCAAGAACAAGCUAGGACACAAGAUAAUGCAUCAGGAGGGUGGUACAUGCCUGUUAUGUUUGCUCGUCCUGUCUGUGUGUGUGUGUGUGUGUGUGUGUCCCAUGUCUGUGUUGAGUUUACAUGUCCACGACUAAGAGUACUCAUCCUUGCCCGGCCACAUUUAAAUGCUAGGUCAGGGGUCAUUUGAAUUGGAGUGAGAUAUGACAGAACAGUUUGGCAUAAGACCCCACUGUCUCUUCAAUGUUUCUCACUAAAAAUAGCCAAAAGAUCAACAUUUGAUAUAUAUCUUAAAGAGUUCUGAAAACAAAACAAAUGCUAAGAUGCUUGCACAGCAAUGUACUAGAAUUUUGGACAGUUGGCUUUCAUACUUUUUCAAAUACAAAUGAAUAAAAGACUUGUAAAGGCGACAUAUCGGUUGGAGAAUGUUGGGAUGUGCGUGCGGCUGUGUGGCCCUUAUGUAUGGUUUCCAAGCCGUGUACUGUAGCUAUUUCACAAACGCAAUAUUCCGCGUCUCUGCGUCUGUGGACGAUGAUUUAGGCUCUAGGCAUAACGUUAGCAGUGUGCUAAGUUUUAGAUUCAGUUGGCACUGAUUGAGGCCAGAGGACUGGGAUGUUUCUGUUAGUAUGUGGCUAGAUGCCCCACCUUGCCCUACCCGGAAAGAAAACAAAGAGGGAAAUUCUGUCAGGAGACACUAGAACGAAACCCCUUUAAGACCUCAAAGGAAUUGGUUGAGGUAAACAAUGGGAGGGGAUGGGGGAGGGGGUGUUUUGUCACCAUUGUGGGUGAGUCUUAAAACGAAAAUACCAACUUACUCCCCUCCUAUCCCCACCAUAAUUCUCUCUUUACAUCUCUUCUCAUCCAGGUAUACCUCAACCCCUCUGCCCAUUCCCCAUACCAACCCCAUAUAAUCAUCACCCUCCCCAUGUUUCUGUCCAGUGUAUACAUUUUAAACCAUAUCUUGAUUCUUUAUCCACUCUGUACUCACAAUAUGAUUAUUGUUGUCAUCGUUAUCAACCAUUCCAGUUAUGAUUGUAAAACUAUAACUCCCCCUCCCCUUCACACACAGUAGAUCAAAACAUUUCUUAAAAAUUGAAAUCAGAAAUGUAGGGGAAAAACAAAAUGAUGACGAUGAUUAAAUAAAAAAUGUCUGUAUUAUAAAUGAAAAUAAUAAAGUGCACUAUUACGAUUAUUAUUGCCUGUGAUAAAUAAAGAACAAUAAAGUACAUCAGAAAU